Messenger RNA from Exophiala bonariae, 954 nucleotides. RefSeq lists its product as uncharacterized. The record is from RefSeq and is a predicted model, not a curated record. The coding region runs from base 1 to 954 and encodes 317 amino acids. Lineage: Eukaryota; Fungi; Ascomycota; Eurotiomycetes; Chaetothyriales; Herpotrichiellaceae. The transcript has a single exon. Gene Ontology annotation, molecular function: hydrolase activity.
AUGGCGGCUUCUACUAAAGCCCCAGCAUAUUCAAGUGAUGACAAUGUCAAGACAUACAACCGUGCUGCACAUUUGAGCCUCACAGAUCCAGAAAUCAGGAUCCACUAUGUCGAAACACGACCAGGCACCAAAAAGAUCAAGAAAGGCACGAUUCUUCUGAUUCACGGCUUUCCAGAGACAUCAUACCAAUUCCGACAUGUCAUGGCUCCGCUCGCCGAGGCAGGGUACCAUGUCAUUGCGCCUGACAAAACAGGACACGGGUUGAGCAGCAAACCGAUUGGAAAUGUCCAUCAGCAAGACCCCUUCACCAAGAAGUCGCUCGCCAAAGAUCUUCAUCGGCUUUUGACAGAGCACAUUGGAAUCCACGACAAGAUUCAUGUGGUAGGGCACGACAUCGGCGGCAUGGUCGCGCAUGCAUACGCGUGCCAGUUUCCGGACCACGUCGCUAGCGUGACAUGGGGCGAGUGCCCGCUCCCUGGCUCCAAGUUCUACGAGGAGGAGAAGCACUCGCGCGCAUUGUGGCACUUUGACUUCCAAAGCCACCAGCCAGACAUUGCAGUUGCUCUUGUACAGGGAAAGGAGAGGAUAUACCUGAAGCACUUUUACGACCGUCUGACGCAGAACCAGGCGGCGUUCACACCAGAAGUCGUGGACUUUUAUGUCCAGCAGUUCAGCGCCCCUGAUGCCCUGCGUUGUGCCUUCCUCACAUACCGUGCUUUCGAGAUCGAUGCCGAGCAGAAUAGGAAAUGGCGGGAGGAGAAGGGAAGGCUGAAAUUGAAGAAUAUGGUACUAUCGGGGGGUGAAAGCCUGCUUGCGCCCGCAGCUGAAGACAUGGCUAAGGAAUUCUAUGAAGAUGUCCAUGUUGGCUUGGUGCCUGAUUCUGGUCAUUAUCUCGCAGAAGAAAAUCCUGAAGGGUUUGUCUCUGAACUAUUGAGAUUCAUUGAGGCAAGGUAG